Esox lucius (northern pike) is the source of this 861-nucleotide messenger RNA. Its product is annotated as NXPE family member 3-like. Bases 271 to 861 code for a protein of 196 amino acids. NCBI's taxonomy places the organism in Eukaryota, Metazoa, Chordata, Actinopteri, Esociformes, Esocidae. The record is from RefSeq and is a predicted model, not a curated record. The transcript has 2 exons.
UAAAUGACUUGUUGUGUAGCCCAUUAUUUCCAAGGUAAUGUCCAUAACAUUGGUGUUCAUCCCUUUCACAACCCACACUUGUUAUAACAUAGACCUGAAAGUAUUUUCCAUUUAUCUACAGGAUCCCAAAAGAAAUGCCUUCCUGGUUUGCAUAAUCCAGUACCUGCUGGUUUCUACCUACAGGAUCACUGGAUCUCCCUGGUGUGUGACUCAAAAAGGUUUUCUUCAGCCAAACAGGUGUCUGCAUGCCUGAACGAUAAACAGAUUCUUAUGAUGGGCGACUCUACUCUCCGUCAGUGGUUCGAAUACCUGGAAAAAACUGUGCCAACAUUGAAACACCUGGAUCUUCACACCUCGAGCAAGUCGGGCCCCUUUGAGGCGGUUGACACCCAGUCGAAUACCCGUAUCAUCUGGCGGGCCCACGGGAUACCCAUACGGACAGACAAGACCCCCAUGGCUGACCUCCACUACAUCGCCAAGGAGGUGGACGGCCUGGCAGGGGGUCCACACUCUGUGGUUGUCUUUACCAUCUGGGCUCAUUUCACCACGUACCCACUGGCCAUGUACGCACACCGCCUGGUCGUUAUCCGUAGGGCUGUGGCAUCACUGCUAAGACGAUCUCCUUCUACUUUGGUAGUUAUCAAGUCAGCCAACACAGGUUACAAGGAUGUGUAUGGCAGCGACUGGCUCUCCUGGCAACUCGACUUAGCCCUAAGGGAAAUUUUCCGGGAAUUGGCUGUUGUCCUUAUUGAUGUUUGGCAGAUGACAUCUUGCCACUAUUCGCCAGAUAAUAUUCAUCCACCCCAUGUCGUAAUCCAAAAUGAAGUGGACCUUUUCCUUUCCUACGUUUGUCCGGUAUGA